Messenger RNA from Tetrahymena thermophila SB210, 693 nucleotides. RefSeq lists its product as hypothetical. Lineage: Eukaryota; Ciliophora; Oligohymenophorea; Hymenostomatida; Tetrahymenidae. The transcript has 2 exons. The record is from RefSeq and is a predicted model, not a curated record.
AUGUUUUUCUUUGGCUAUGUCCAUAAUUAAUAGAAAUAAUCAUUUUUUAAUUUAAAAAUAAAUAAAUAAACUUUCAUAUAAAGUAUUGUAAUAUUUUACUAAAAUAACAUUCUAUUUAAAAAAUAAAAAUAGGUAUUUUCUUACCUUUUUAUUAAACAUUUUUUAUAUAAAGAAUAUAUUUUUUAUUUUAUCCCAAAAUAAAAAGAUUUAAUAAAAAAAUAAUUCCCCCACCGGGACUUGAACCCGGGUCUGAAGGGUGAAAACCUUCUAUCCUAACCUGCUAGACUAUAGGGGAUUAAUUUAACGGACUAAAAAGUAUUCCCCCACCGGGACUUGAACCCGGGUCUGAAGGGUGAAAACCUUCUAUCCUAACCUGCUAGACUAUAGGGGAUUACAUUAUUGUAACUGAUUCUGAUUCAUAAAUUUUAUUAUUUUUUGGAUUCAAAACUAACAAAUUAAAUAGAAUGUGAUAACAUUUAAUUCAAAAAUAAUUCAUCAGCUGGUAUUAAAACCAGUGUCUAAAGGGUGAAGACCUUUUAUCCUAAUCUGCUAGACCAUAAAAUAUAUUAAGUCAAUAAAAAGUAAAUAAAUAAAUUUACAUAUAUUUAAUUUUAUAUUUUUGUAAUUUAUUUAAAUAAAAGUUACUAAAAAAGUAUUCCCCCACCGGGACUUGAACCCGGGUCUGAAGGGUGA